GUAAGCUGUCCCGUAUGUCUACGUUACCGUAAUACACCCAAAGAUUUGUCACCGUCCCUGUCGGGAUAUAAGGGACCAGAGAACACAGUAUCGGAUACGUGCGGGGAGGAGAUAUUGUUGGCCAACCAAAAACCGAACGCCAUUACAUCGCCCGGAUACCCACGGGAGUACGGCAAUUCACUAGACUGUAAAUGGUACUUGACGUCUGAUAAACCCUGUAACGAUGACGUCAUACAAGUUACUAUUCACACGCUGUCACUAGAAGAGACGUACGAUCACCUUGUCAUCUACGAUGGUGACACAGAACGGCACCCUGUGUUGACCAAAUUGUCAGGGACUGCAGAACCACAAGUCAUCGUGGCGUCCGGAACCUCUAUAAUUAUCGCAUUUAAGACGGACGACACAGCAUCCGGGCGAGGAUUUUAUCUGUCUUACAUCCGAGGGAAAGUUGAUAUAGAUACAACGUAA
Messenger RNA from Pecten maximus, 468 nucleotides. Its product is annotated as neuropilin-1-like. Lineage: Eukaryota; Metazoa; Mollusca; Bivalvia; Pectinida; Pectinidae. The record is from RefSeq and is a predicted model, not a curated record. The annotation marks the transcript as partial. The transcript has 5 exons.